Molecule: messenger RNA, 1367 nt
Organism: Aedes albopictus (Asian tiger mosquito)
Lineage: Eukaryota; Metazoa; Arthropoda; Insecta; Diptera; Culicidae
Product: zinc finger protein 2
Exons: 5
Coding region: 100-1308 (402 amino acids)
Biological process (GO): regulation of transcription by RNA polymerase II
Cellular component (GO): nucleus
Molecular function (GO): DNA-binding transcription factor activity, RNA polymerase II-specific; RNA polymerase II cis-regulatory region sequence-specific DNA binding; zinc ion binding
Source: RefSeq, a predicted model, not a curated record
UACAAGACAACAGCUGAUUGCGCUUCUUUUCGCUGGUACAAGAUCAACCAAAGCAUUUCACAAGAUUUUUCGAGACAAACCAGUUCCCACCAAAUUGAAAUGGAGAUGGAAUCCAUAUGCAGGCUGUGCCUGCAAGAUGGUCCAGAUCUGACUUCGGUUUUCGCUGAAAUGGUAAGCAUAACGGGACCGCCUUUAGAAGAAGAUGCAGAGAAACUCAUCCGGCUGUAUUUGCCCAUUCAAAUCAUCAAAUCGGAAAACACCAUGUAUCCAGCUAUUUGCAGUGAUUGCAGCCAUCAGAUCGAGCAGUGGCAUCGAUUCUACCUGUCGUGCAUCGAUAAUGACAAAAUCUAUCAGCAACGACUCUUGGAGCAUCAACUUGACUCAAUUGAAUUUCCGGUUCCAUUGAAAGAGGAAUUAAUGGACGAGGAAGAACCGAGCUACGUGGAUCAAUAUCUGGAAUUUGAAUCAGUCGAUGUUGGUGCCAGUGAACUGACUAACGGUGACAUUGCUGAUUCGGAUCACUAUUCAUACGAUUCCGAUUUUUGUCCAAAAAAGUCGAAAGCCAGGUCGAAAAAAAUGCAAACAACAGCACCGAAGAAGCGUGGCAGACCGAGUCUGAAGUCAAAGGAGGACAAGUUGUGGGAAGAGGAAAUGGGUUUGAACCAGCCGAGGGCGAAAAAACCGCGUGCACUCAGAGUCGAGUCUUUGGAUGCGAAAAAGAAACGUAAACCCGAUACAAAGAUGUGUCCCAUUUGUGGUAAAUUCUUCGUGAGUUUGUUCGAGCAUUUGCGGCACCACCAGAAUGAUAAAAAGUACCAAUGUUCGCACUGUGAGAAAAAGUUUAUCGGUAGGUCAAAUUAUUUGACCCACCUGAACAUCCACACCCGGGAGAAAAUGUUCAAGUGCACGCUCUGCGACCGACAGUACAUGUACACGAAAAGCCUGAAGAUGCACAUGAUAUCGCACGCCGGGGAACGCACGUUCCAGUGUACGGUUUGCAAAAAAAUGUUCCUGCAGAAGUCUUCCAUGGAGAGACACAUGCGUAAUCACUUCGAGGAACCGAAGAUCAAGUGUGACGAGUGUGGUCAUUUGUUCUACGCCAGGGGAGACCUGAACAAGCACAUGAAAACACACCAAUCGUUCAAGGAGUUCAGCUGUGAGAUCUGUGGUCGCGCCUUCGGACGGAAAGAUAAUCUUCGGACACACAUGAAGGUACACCAAAAGAAGCCGAAAGAUACAAAAACCACCGAUUACCCACCCGAUAGAACAGCAGUGGAGGAAUAUGGGAUAUCCUACGUAGAUGAUUAGUUUAACGUAAGCUCCACGCCAUGUUGUGUUCUGAAUACACCGGGUAACAACUAAAUCAA